AUGGCACCAGUGUCUUUGAAUCUGAUCCAAUUUCCAUUCUAUGGGGUUGUUGCCGGGGCAGUUGUGUUUGUAUUUUGUGCUGUGAAGGUUACUCAAGCACUCCGAAGGUGGAAUUUUGCUCGCCAGAAUGGCUGCCAACCGCCAGCAAGCUCGGUAUGCCACGGCUGGUUCGGCAUAGGCAUGAUAAUGGAGAUGGUCAACUCAGCUCGAGAGCACAACUUUACGGAACAAAUCCGUGGCUGGCAUUCGAAAUAUGGAACUACCUUCACAGCCAGAAUGGCCAACCGAAAGACAAUCUUUACCACUGAAGCCAAGAAUAUCCAAACGAUUCUUGCGCUGAAGUUCAAAGACUAUUCCAUCGGACCCACACGACAGAACGCUUUACGUCCUGUCUUUGGUGAGGGAAUCUUCACUGUCGACGGGAGUAGGUGGGAGCAUUCACGAGCUCUUCUACGUCCUAACUUCUCGCGUGCCCAAAUCACCAAUACCGAAAUGUAUGAAAAUCACGUCACAGAUCUAAUGAAACAUGUCCCUCAUGAUGGGUCGACAGUUGAACUACAAGAUCUGUUUCUGCGACAGACAUUGGAUACCGCAAGCGAGUUUCUGUUUGGUGAAUCUGUCCAUUCUUUGAGGGAAAACAACUCCACCGAAGCCGCAUUAUUUGCAAAACAGUUCAAUACCGCCACAGAUGGAACUGCGACACGCAUUAGAAUGGGCCCUUUGAUGAUGCUCUACCGAAACAAAGAGUACUGGAAGGCAGGCACUGGUCUACGCGAUUACAUUGAUAAGUUUGUGCAGAAGGCAAUCGACUACCGCAUUGCAGUGGACAGUGGUCAGAAGGUUGAUCCGAAAAUCAAAGAGUUGACCGACAACCAAUACGUGUUUUCUUACGAGUUGUCGAAGCAAACACUAGACAAGAAGGAAAUUACUGAUCAGCUCUUGAGUAUUCUCAUUGCUGGGCGUGAUACCACCGCCAAUCUUUUGAGCAUCACUUUCUUCAUCUUGGCCAGGCGACCAGAUAUUUGGGACCGACUUCGAUCCGAAGUUCUCGCUCUCGAUGGACGGAAACCAUCAUUUGAAGAUUUGAAGUCGAUGACAUACAUGUCAUGGGUCUUCAAUGAAUCUCUGCGGCUAUAUCCUAUCGUACCUUUCAAUUUCCGAGAAGCGCGCAGAGACACCAUCCUUCCUGUUGGUGGAGGUCCAGACGGAAAAUCACCAGUUUUCGUUGCAAAAGGACAGGAGGUUACUUACAGUGUAUACACGAUGCACCGUGAUCCAGCUAUAUAUGGACCUGACGCAGAUGAAUACCGACCAGAGCGAUGGGAGAAGAUAAGACCGGGUUGGGCAUACCUCCCCUUCAACGGCGGUCCUCGAAUUUGUAUCGGGCAGCAGUUCGCGCUCACUGAAGCUGGUUACACCACAGUUAGAAUCCUGCAAGAGUUUGAGAAGAUUGAGAGCCGUGACCCGAAUCCGUGGGUCGAGGAUAUGAAGUUGACACUGUCGAGUGCAAAUGGCACUCGGGUAUCCCUCACGCCAGUUGUGAAGUGA
This is a messenger RNA of Penicillium salamii, 1548 nucleotides long. The record is from the annotation of a GenBank genome assembly. Lineage: Eukaryota; Fungi; Ascomycota; Eurotiomycetes; Eurotiales; Aspergillaceae.